Panonychus citri (citrus red mite) is the source of this 2841-nucleotide messenger RNA. RefSeq lists its product as uncharacterized. Lineage: Eukaryota; Metazoa; Arthropoda; Arachnida; Trombidiformes; Tetranychidae. Bases 277 to 2841 code for a protein of 854 amino acids. Gene Ontology annotation, cellular component: nucleoplasm. The transcript is spliced from 2 exons. The record is from RefSeq and is a predicted model, not a curated record.
AUUUUUUGGUUAACAAUCGAUUUGUAUUCAAUUAAAUCGAUUUGAAAGUUUAUUCUUUUGAUAAUAUUAAUCGAAUCUUGUUAAUAUUUUUAUUAUCAUGAUGAUUUUAUCAUGAUUUUUGUUGGAUUAUGUUUGCGGUGGGACAAUUGUUUAAUUGGUAUAAUAAUUAUUACUCAUUUGGGUUAAUUUUGUCCCUAGUGUUUAUUAGUUUUACUCUUUAGUGAUUGUGUUGUCUGUUGUUUUUCCGUCUCUUUGUUGAUCUAGAUUGAAGGGGAAAUGCCAACAACCACAAUGGAGGUGAAUGAAACUGAUGGAAAGCAGAUUAGCUUACCAACCGCUAUGGAAAUAGGAGAAACCGAUGGUGAGGAAACAAAUUUGGUAACACCAAUGGAGAUAAGUGAAGGUAAUGACGAAAAGAAAACCAUAACAACAACUCAACCAACUACAAUGAAGAUUACUGGUGAAGCUGAUGGAGAUAAAUUACCAGCCAAUGUUAAGAAAAGUGAAGCUGAUGGCGAUCAGAAAACCCCACCAACCACAAUGGAGAUUGGUGAAGCUGAUGGUGAGCAAAAAUCACCACCUCAAGCGGCUUUAUCAUCUUCAUUGACACCUUCAACCUCAUCAUCCACAACAGUAACACCACCAACAACAGCAAUUACUACAUUAACCACAACAGCAGCAGCCAUAACAACAACAACAACAACAACACCAGCAACAACAGUAGCAUCAGCAUCAGCAACAACAACAACUUCAGCAACAGUAACAACAUCAUCUACUUUAACAAACACACUUACUACAACCGUGACAGCCCCAACCACAACAAUAACCAAUACUUUAACAUCAACGACCAGUACAACCUCAUCACCAGUAACCACGACAUCGGCAUCAACCCCAGUCUCAAGUAACUCGGUAAAUACUGGCGUUAUGAGUAGUAGUAAAAGUGAUCAAGGAGAUCAUAGUUACAGUGCACCCAAGGUACCACCGUUAAAGAUAGUUAUGUCAUCUUUAACUGGAAAUGGAUCUACAUCUUCGUCUAAUUUUGAAAGUCAAAAGGUUACAUCAUCAAAUGGCUCAUCUUCCAAUGUAUCAUAUGUUGUCUCUUCCUCAUCUGUUUCCAAUUCAACUGAAGAAAACAAAGGAGAUGAAACAAAUACUAAUUGUAAUAAUAAUUCUGCACCAAUAUCAUCAUCUUCAUCAUCACAAUCGUCCACUACAACAACCUCAUCAUCAUCAUCUUCUUCCUCUUCAUCCAAUCAACAGCCUUCAUCAACCUCAAAUUUUUCCUCUUCUGGUCGGGUGACCAGAAGUAGUCAACGAGCUGCUCAACAACAGCAGCAUAAAAAUUGUGAGUCCAGAGAUGAAACAACCUCAUCAUCAUCCAAUCAGGAGGGUGAAGACAAUCGUAAGGUUAUCUCACCUUCUUCCGUUUUUAAUUCCUCAGGUAAAUGUGAUUUCAAUAGUAAAGAUGGAAAUGAUACUCAAACCAAUUCCAAGGAGAGUAAAGAAUCAAUUAAAGAAAGUUCAUCAUCACGAAAGAGAAAACAUCGUCAUAAAGGAUCAACAUCAACCUCAUCUUCAUCUAAUUUCUCUAAAAAUGUUUCAUCUUCUGGUUCUAGUUCCUUACGAAGAGGAAACGAUGAAAGUGGAGGCAAUAAUAGUAAUAGAAACUCAGGUGAUAGGGUUGACCGUGAAGAUGAAGAUAAUGAGUCAACCUCUUCCUCUGCCUCUGGUGGAACGGAUAAUAAUGUUUCUAAGAAUGUAAAUAAUACUGGUACCGAUAAAACUGAUUCAAAUUCAACUGCUCAACCUAAAGACACAACACCUAAAGAAUUCCAAAUGCCCUCCUACAACUGUUACCAUAUGUAUCUUAAUAUUAGAAAACAAAUUGAUAAAAGAAGAACCCAAUUAUUACCUGUGCACCCAAAACCCCCUCAAGGUUUCAAGGAUUAUCUAUUAAAUAAGGGAUCUUAUCUAUUAGAAGGUAAAAUUCCUUCUGCAUCAGAAUUGAUUACACCUUCUAUAACUACGACAUCAACCACAACAACAACAACAACAACACCAUCAUCAACAACUAUAAAUUCAUCAUCUUCUUCCAGUUCAUCAAUGCCAUCCGGUCAUAUGUUAUUUAAAUCAGGAACAGCGAUCUUACCACCUCCUUGUCAGCCACCCAAGAGUAUCCAAGUGGGCAGUGCUUUAUAUUCAUUGUUUCUUGAACAGGAAAAGGCUCGUCAUAAAUUACGAAUUCAACAUAUGAUUGAGAAGGAUAAAUUACGAUUAUCGGCUGAACAGGAAGUUCUAAGGGUCCAUACAAGAGCGGCUCUUGCAUUGGCUAAUCAAAGUCAACCUUUCUCAUUUUGUACAAUAAUGAAAGAUGAAGAAAUUUAUAAUACAAUUGAACCUGAAACCGAAUCAACUAAUGGUGAUAUAUUAACAAGUGGAUCUUCCGCAACAGGUACUUCAUCAAGUUCCACCAAUUCAACAACUCGUACCAAUGAAUAUGCCCGAGCUUCUUUCACAAUAUCAACUGGUAAUUCUUCAACUGAUCUCCAUACCCUUACAGGUAACUCUGAGAAUCAUGGUUCUAGAUCAAGAUACAAUGGACGUUUGUUUUCUCAAUGGUUACAAGAUAUUGACGAUAAAUGGGAAAAGAUCAAGGAAUCUGCACUAUUAAGACAACGACGUGAAGCCGAAUCCCUUCAGGCCAUUCAAAAGCUUGAUUGGGAAUGGAAAGGAAAAGAAAAUGGUUACUAUGAUCCUAAAAGCCUUGGACUGGUCAAUAUAGAUGAUAGUUAUGUCCCUUUAGUUAAAGUGAUCGAUGAUUUUGAUCUUCUUCCAGUUUGA